CACAGUUGUUACGUUCAAUAGAAUGUAAAGUUCUUAUUUAUUAAAUGACUACCGAAAGGAUUAAGAGUCCGGUUUAUUCUGAAUCCAGUCCGGGAAGUCAUAGCUCCCGCGUGCUGCAGACUGCUAAAGUAGGCUAGUACUAAACUCUACCAGCUAACCGCUAGCUUCUGCUAAUGUCUCCAUUAACCCUUAGCUGCUGCUACUAUCCCCGUUAACCUUCAUGUUGUUCUUCGUCCUAACGUGGAGUUUUAUUCAGCAGCACGCAGACGGUUUAUAACGGGAGACGUAUUCGGGGACAUCGAUUAGGUGGAUCUGCUACGCCGACUGGCACCAAGUCUGCGCUAAGCUAACCGUUAGCCUUUCAGCCAAAAUGGCGGAUAACGAGGAUGACAGCAGUUCGACCAGAACAAUAACAACAGCGGAGCCGCCGGUGCCCGGAACUCAGCCCGACGACAGUGUACCGGCCGGUUCCGGAGCUCAGCUAACCGACGUGUUGCAGAACUGCCCAGGACAACCGAACCUCCUGGUAGGCCCAGAUUUCAGCAAUUUGGGGCCAGACCUGGUUAACACGACCACUAUCAUCUACGUGCAGCCGGACGGCAGCCUGGUGGAGGGUUCUGGGCUGUCCGAAGAGGAGCAGCAGGUUCUGCUGGAGCAGCUGACCAAGCAGCAGAUCGUCCAGGUCUCCGACACAGAGGCUGCCCAGUUGCUCCAGCAGAGCCAGCUGGUGAAAACCAUCCCGGUCCAGAACACGGCCCUGGACCCGAGCCAGCUGCAGCAGGUCAUCAACCAGGUCACCAAGUCUCAGCAGCAGCUCCAGGUCCCCCAGCAUGCUCUGAACCAGCAGAAGCAGGUCCAGGACCCUCAGCAGGACUUUAAGCCCACCCACCAGAACAAUGCUUCCCAGCAGCUGAAGAGCGUUGCCCAGCAGGUCUCCAUGCAGACCGGAAGCUCCGUGCAGCUGGUCCAGAAGAAGUCGGAGCCCGUCAGGAUCCAGAUCCAGGUUCCCCCCAGAAAGGAAGUGAAGUCUGUCUCGGGUGUAGCUGUCAAUCAUCCACAGAUGAAGCUUUUGGCCAAUGGUAGUAUGAGCAGCGCUCAGGUCAUCCACAUCCAACCUGUUGUUGGUCAGCCGGGUCAGCAGUUCUUCCUGCAGCAGAACCCCGGGGACCCCCCCAUCCAGUUGCUGCUGCAGAGCCCCGCCCCCUCUGUGGGAUCUCUGCUCCCAUUGGUUCACAAGCUCACGGGCCAGACAACAUCAGCAUGCACCAACCCGAGUCAGAAACCCACAAUGUCCCCUAUCAGAGCUCAGACCACCUCUAUGGCCAAGAGCCCGGCGUCCUCCGCCCCGCUACCCAAAGGUCCAGCUAACGGUACCAUGGCCGUGGCUAGUAAGAGUUCAGGUGAACUACCCACCGUCAUGGCGACAGCAGAGACCCCCACGCCUACCACAGUGGCCCCGCCCCAAGCAGUAAAGGACAGGGAGAAAGAGAAGAAGUCCAAGAAGAGAGAGAAGAGAGCGGUAAAGGUCCAGACCAGAUCUGGUCGAGUCUCCAGACCGCCAAAGUACAAAGCCAAGGACUACAAGUUCAUAAAGACGGAAGACCUGGCAGACGGCCACCAGUCCGACUCCGACGAUUACUCUGAUGUGAGCGUGGAGGAAGAGGAUGGCGGCAGGAAGGACGGUCCAGCCCCCGGCGUGUCUCUCACCUACAGCCACAAGUCCCGGUCCCACCGCUGCCAGACCUGUGACAAGGCCUACAUUGGUCUGGGAGGCCUGAACCGGCAUUACAAACUGAACCCGACCCACGGAGAGCCUGAUCUGCCCGACAACGCACCACAACCCCUCAGAGAUGACAGCCAAUCACAGGAAUUGGAAACAAAAGGUGUCAUAGAGGAGGGGGAGGACCGGGAGGAGGAGAGGACAACAGAGGGCAAACCUGUUGACGCAGCAUCAAACAGAGUGGGUCCAGUACCUGCUGUAGGACUCAGGGGCCUCAAUCCCCGGGGCCCUGGCAGGCCUCGGGGGAGAGGGAGGGGGCGAGGCCGGGGGCGAGGGCGAGGCAGAUCACUGGGACCGCUUCCUAAGGUGCAGAUGGGCCUUGUCAGUAGGCGGGGCCGUCGCGGUCGACCUCCAAAGCUGGCUGUCUCCAUGGUUACCGCAGAACAGCUGGUGGAGAGGCGACGAGACAGGCUGCAGGAGCUAGUGCAGCAGUGUGAGGAUGAAGAGCUGAUGGAUGUUGUUCUUCCUCGUUUGACCAAGGUGUUGAGUCUGUGGGAGGUGCUUUUGGCAAAGGUGGAGGGCAGCGGUCCGGCUCGGACUCGGUUUCCAGAGAUCUACCGUGAGUUUGAGUCCCUGCAGGCGCAGGUGAGACAGGCCGCUCAGGACUACAUCAUCAGCCCGCAGGGCGGGGUUACACCCCUGGAGGUCAGGAACAUCGAGGUUGCCAGGUCGCUGGGGAUCCUGGACGAGGUGAACAGGAUGAAGGUGCUUCCUGGAGCGUCUCCCAGCUCCAGUCUGACCAAUAAGAAUGUCCGAUACAUGGAGAACUCCAAGAUGUUGCCGCCUUCAAAGAGAUUCAAGAUGGAGAACAGCGUUCCAGUUCACCAGAAUGGCAUAGAGAGGCACAGAGCAGUGACCCCUGCGACCUCUGUGCCCUCCUCUCUGAAGCCCUGCUCGGUCUCUGUCUCGCCUCUGGUAAUUCCAGCUGGAUCCAAACUGCUGACCACCAGUGCCGACCCUGCCUCUAGCUCCUCUGGUUCUAAGCCGCCCUCCACCCAGGCUCUGCCCCCUUUCAUGCCCAUGGAGGUGAGUCCAAGGGAGGACCUUGGGAUUAAGCUUCUGCCUAAAGUCCAGGCGAAGGCCUCAAAGACAAACCAGGACCAGGUCUUGAGCACCAGUGACAUCACAGCCCAAAUGAAGGAGGUGAAGAAAGCUUUGGGUUCAAGUCCUGAGACGAACAUAGAACCAAAGAAACCUGAUUUCAGCUCCACUCCUGAGACUUGCUCCGUCCAGACUGUGGCUUCCACCCAGUCCGGCUCAGCAGACCCCUGUGAGUCCAAAGAGCUGCAGGAGGGGCAGGAGAUCUACAUCCAGACCGAGGGCCUGACUGUUCAGCUGGCAGAGCCCGGUGUGGACCGGAUCGUGAUUGUCAACGGGCCAGACGGGACCACAAUGCACAUACAGACACCGGAGGGGGUCCCAUUGGAGGCGGUCCAGGCCCUGCUGGGCAUUGAGGGCAAAGCGCCUCAGUGAACCUUUAACGGAAUCCUGACUGAUCAAGACCAGAAUCUGACCAGAACCACAUCACGAUGGCAGAGAAAUACUUAGUUCUUGUUUAGUAUUUGUAAGGUUUACAAAGUAAAUGCUGCACAUAAUAACUGUGGAUCAAAUGAAGCCAGCAACCUGAAGGGGGAACUAUUUGAAGAGCUGACAAAAAAAGACUUUGGUUUUUUUUUCUCUCUCCGAUCAUCAAACAUCAGAUCUGGUGUUUAUUUUGUUUUGGCCAUAACUAAUAUUUAAAGAUAUUAAACAGAAACCCUGACAAACAAAUGCAGCAUCUAAAUAUCAGCGCCAAUAUUAUUGCUGCUUUACUCGUAUUGGUUGUUUACGUUCCUUUGGUUCCCAGCUGUGAUGAUGUCAUCGCUCUGGGGAAAAACCUGCUGUUUUUAGAAGGAAUUGUAGAUUUGUAAACUAAUGCUCCCUCUCACCGCCAGUGUUUCAGACAUUAAACUUGUUCAUUUCAAAAUAGAAACUGAUCAGUUGGCUGUUUAUAUGUAGGAUAUAAAAAAAAGUUUAAAAAAAUUGCACUAUUUUAUUACUUUUUAUAAAACAUACAUUUUCCAAAUGUAAACUGGAGGUUUGUACUUGUUUAGAGAAAAGACUGUGAAUGAAGGAAAGGAAAGUGAAUCGGUUGUUGGUGGCGUUCUGAAUGCAUUAAACACAUUUCAUGUUCCUCCAAUAAACGGAUGUGACUCA
Pungitius pungitius (ninespine stickleback) is the source of this 3976-nucleotide messenger RNA. RefSeq names its product zinc finger protein 839 (gene znf839). Bases 371 to 3253 code for a protein of 960 amino acids. Lineage: Eukaryota; Metazoa; Chordata; Actinopteri; Perciformes; Gasterosteidae. The record is from RefSeq and is a predicted model, not a curated record. The transcript is spliced from 10 exons.